Molecule: messenger RNA, 5630 nt
Organism: Helobdella robusta
Lineage: Eukaryota; Metazoa; Annelida; Clitellata; Rhynchobdellida; Glossiphoniidae
Exons: 11
Coding region: 1-4764 (1587 amino acids)
Biological process (GO): CENP-A containing chromatin assembly; chromosome segregation
Cellular component (GO): nucleus; chromosome, centromeric region; chromatin
Molecular function (GO): metal ion binding
Source: RefSeq, a predicted model, not a curated record
AUGGCUAGCGAGGCCACUGCAAGAGCGAGAGAUCGUGAAGAUUUUGAGGAGGGCGAGUUGGAAGAGGGUGAGCUAGAGAUGGAUGAAGGAGAGGGGGCUUCAGUUAAUUACCCAAUCAUAUUGUCGUCGUCGUCGUCGCUGCUGACGUCGUCGUCGUCGUCCACAACCACAAUGUCGUCGCUACAGGCACAAACAUUGAUGCUACAAAAAGCAGUAACGACGACAGCCGGGCGAUCCCAUUCUCGGAAGCGAUCUUUAGAGGGGUGUUCAAGUCAGGCACUCAACGACAGCAACAACAAUGAAGAGGAUGGAAAGAAGAGGAGAUCAAAGAAGAGGAAGAGGAAAAAUGGCGAUGAAGACAUUGGCGUUGAUACUGAGGAUUUGAAGACGCGCGUACGCCACAGAAGUCGCGAGUCCGCUCGGCGACAUCGCCACCAUCAACAGCAACUACAUCGGCGUCAUCAUCGCUGUGAAAACGACGGCCAACAACAACAGCAACUACAUGAACAUCAGCAGCAACAACAACAACAACAACAACAUCAGUACGAACAAACCUUCCAACAACAACAUCAACAAUACCACAAGAACGACGACGUUGAACCGCCUCUGAAAAAACCAAAAGGGAGCCACUCCAUAUCAUCUGGCCCCUACGGUUCGCCCUACAAUAGCGGCAGGGAUGGUCUAAAUAAUAAUAAUAAUAAUAAUAACAACAACAAUAAUAAUAAUGAAAAUAAUAAUGCCGGUUUUGAUAGAGAGAGGAAAUAUGCGGGAAAUAAUGAUGAUGAUGAUGACGAUUAUAACGACGACGAUGGUUACGGAGAAGGAUAUCUUGGACCCCCUCACCCUACCUACAGGAAUAUGUCCAGGGGUAGGGGAGGAAGUGCCGCGAGAGGGGGUGCGGCGGGAGGGGUCCGACGGAGAGGGGGCCCAAGGAAGACGACCCCGAUGGCGAACAAGUCAGAUUUUGAUGAUAGGCCUUUGGUCUGCAAGUAUUUUCUGGAUAACAAGUGCAUUAAGGACUACCACGUCCGCGGCAAUUGCCAGUACGGCGAAAAGUGUCGGUUCAGUCAUGAGGCUCUUGAUUUUGAAACCAGUGAACUGCAACAGCAUCCACAACAACAACAUCUGCAUCAGCAACAACAACAACAACAGUCUCCAUUGUUAGCAGACAGGAAAAAGAUCCCGUCUCUUUUAGAAUUAGAAAUACCACCGCCCACAUUCAUCCACAGCAUCAAUAACGAUGACGUCAUUAUCAACAACAACAACGUUGACAACAUCAACAACAACGACAAUUAUUUCAACAGUAACAACAACAAACAGCCGUUGUUGAAAAAUUCGCCCAGAGGCUAUUACAACAACAACAACAACUAUUACUAUGAUCGAAACGAGUACGGCGGUGGUGAUGAAAACAAUCGCGGCCGCCCCGGUUAUGAUGAUGAUCGUAAUAAUAAUAAUGAUAAUAAUAAUAAUAAUAGCGAGACUUUUUGGGAUUAUCAACAAUAUGAUAGAGAAUUUUCGAUUGAAAACAACAGCAGCAACAACAACAACAACAAUAAUAAUAACAUUACUAAUGAUAUGGACGAUGGUAACAAAGAUAAUACAGAUGACGUCACCAAAGAUUAUGAAAAAGAUGUGGCAGGGGCCGAUAAUACAAACAAUCGCCCAAGAUGUGAUGAUGGUAACGAUUGCGAUGGUGAUAUUGCGAACAAUGAUAAUGAUGCUACAAACAAAGAAAAGAAAAGAAGAAAAAAAUCAAGAUUCGAUUCAGCUGAUGACGUCAACAACAACAAUAAUAAUAAUAACGAUGAUGAUAAUGAUAAAAAUCUGAAUGAUGAUUUUGACCAAUUAGAACAUCAACAACAACAACAUCAUCAGCAGCAACAGCCAUUAAAUCAACAACCGCAUCAACUAUAUCCACAGCAGCCACCACCAUUGCUUCUACAGCAGCAUCUACAACAACAGCAGCUACUGCUACAACAACAUCCGCAACAACAACAACAACAGCAACAAUAUCCACCUCAGCAGCAGUUCUCCACUCUGGCUCAGAAUAUUUUGAGAAUGAAUUCCAACAUUAACAACACUAGCAACAACAACGCUGUGAACUUUAAUGACAACAACAACAACACCAACAUGCUAAUCAACAGAUUUCCAAACAACAACAACAGUAGCAUCAUCAUCAACAACAACAACAACAUGUCAACAAACAACCAGCCGGGAUUGUUGGGAGCACCUCCGGGACCGCCUCUACUAAAUAACACCCCGUGUCUCGUCAACCCCCUCCCAAUCCCGUUCAACCCACCGCGGCCUCAGUUAUCACAACUAAUCCACGCACCACCUCCUCUGCAACCACCCCAACUACAUCAGCAACAACAACUUCAACAGCAGCUUCAUCAUCAGCAGCAACAACAGCAGCAGCAACAACAAAAUUUUUCUGGAUUGCUCGGUAGAGCUCCAGGAUUUUUCUCCAACUUACCCCAGCUGCCUAAUCAGCAGCCAGUCGGCCAGAUAGCUCCAUUUUCUAAUCCACCACCGUUCGAUCUUGGCCAAAUUCUUAGCAACAUUGUUAGAAAUACAGCAGUCGCUGCUCUAACCAACCAAACGCCUGCUGGCUUUUUAGUUAAUAACAACAGUAGCAGUAGUAAUAGCAGCGUUGCUGCUGCUGUGGCUGCUGCAAAAGCAGCUGCCGCUGCUGCAAAAAUAGCCGCUGCUAGCAAUCCUGUAGUUGAUGCAGAGUCAAUUCUGAACUCGAAGCAAGGCAUUCAAAGUGAGGUGGUCAAUAAUAACAACAGCGCUUCUAGCAGCAGCAGCAGUAAAUCCAACUAUCAACGAAACAAUUUGAACAUCAUCAAAGGUUAUGAUGAUGACAACAACAACAACCACCUCUUCAGAAAAUUUGACAUUAAACCAUCAAACGACAAAGACAAUGUACCAAAUAAUGACGACAACAACAAUAGUAUUAUUAAUGCUGGCGACAUUAACAGAGCAGAUAACUAUAACGAAGAUAUGAAUGUUAGCAAACCAGCAUUCGUUGAUCCACGCAUUAGAAACAGCAACCAGAUGGCCACAGCUAUUGACAGGGCUAAUAAAACUGACGCUGCUACUACUAUUCUUGCCACGACCACUUCCACCACAGCUGCAACAGCAGUCAGUAAAGUUGUUAACAAUGAAACAACAUCAAAGACUUUAACGUCAUCAGCAGCUGCAGCAGUAGCGGCAACAGCAAGCAAAGAAAAUAAAGACAUAGAAAUGAAAGUUACAAAGAUUCCCUACAUUCUGCGCUCCAUAAGUUUGGAAACAUUAAACCGACCUACCAUUCCGAUCGACAUUUUGGCAAGCUGCACCCCGGAGACCAAAGAAAUGUUUGACUUGGACCCAAGAAUGAAAAAUUAUUUGAAACCGUCUCUAGCUGAACUUCCGUUGAACUUUGACAUCAUGCACUCAUCUCCUACGUCAAAUUUGACAUCCGGGGAGGGUAAAUCUAACAACCAGAGGCAUUCUUCAAGAGUGAAAUUAGAUACGUACAAGCCGUCAUCCUCUCAUUCAUUUAUUUCGUCUCCUCCAUCCAUCUUCCCACCAGAACCCAGCAAAAAAAUUUACAGUCUGCCUGAUAUCGUUCUACCGCAGACAACUCUCCCGGCGGAUUUGGAAGAAAGCAAAUUAGGUAAAGACGUAAUGAAAGUUAGGAGAAGUUCAUCCAUUCAGUCGCCACCAGCUGCUGGCAUCAAAAGUCCGUCUGCUUCUUUGAAUAUCAGUCAGCAGAAACCAUUUCAGAUUCCCAAGGCACUGAUAGAAUGGAACGCUCCACCGCUGACGACCAAGUCCAUCGGACCAACAGCCAUCGGAUUCGAAUGCGAAGCCAGCGAUACAACGAAAAGUUCGCCAACAUCAGACAAGACCACUAAGAAGGUUAUUGACUAUCGAAAUGAUCCCAGAUACAAGAAGAAAAAGUUGAGGAGUAAAAGUGAAGAAGAUAAUGAUAAAAGUGAUACUGCUACCACCACCACUACUACUACUGCUACUAAUAGCAGUAGUAGUAUUGUUGAUAGUAAUAAUGAUGAUAGUAGUGUGGUUAAGACUGAGGAGUGUUUAGCCUUUAAAGGUAAGGAAGUUGCGAUGAACAAUGGAGCUUAUUACGAAGGCCGAGAAGACAUAAACCAUUUUCACAAACUGAAACCAACUACAACAGCAGCCCCACCAAACUCAACGGCGCCAUCAACAGCAGCAACAACAACAACCCAGAUAACAUCAUCAUCAUCAUCACCACCACCGCCGCAGACAUCAUCAUCAUCAUCGUCGUCGUCCUCACAACAACCAACGUCAUCGUCGUCAUCGCUUCUUCACAGCCCAUCUCCACCGCUGGAUUUUUUCCCGCCCAUCGCCAGAUACCAGCCCGAGACGUUCUACCUAGAUCCGAUGAUGAUUGAUGAAUACGACGAUACCGAUUCUAACGCUCCGUCGACACCAUCUGCCGGACCAUCGCUAUCGAAAAUCGACGAAUGCUUCUACUCCCGAUACAUCGAUCGAGAACCGUCGGUAUUGUCAACCGCCUCGUCGUCGUCGUCUCUUAAUGAAGCUAGCAGUGGCAUCGGCGGUAGUGGUAGUAGUAGUAGUGGUGGUGGUGGUGCGACGCACAUCUCUGUUCCUAACUCAAUACCGUUUUUUCCGGCUGCUGAAAAUGACGACGACCUAAUGGAUUCCUCUGUUGAAGUUAACGUUAAGGAUAUGUUUAAGACCAUAGAUCCCACUACAUCGCCAUUUUGUUAAUGGUUUUUUUUUUAGAGAAAGAGUUGAAUUUUUAUUUCUUUGAAUGUUCUUCCUUCGAGAUGGAUUUUUCUUUUCAACUGUUUGUUUCUUUUUCAAUUAAGUCUAAAUAUUUUGUUAGCGGCUCACUUUUAUAUUCGUUUGUGACGUUCAAGAUAGCGAUGAUGACGAUAAUGAUGAUGAUGGUGAUACUGAUGGUAAUAAUAAUAAUAAUAAUAACAAUAAUGAUGAUUGCGACGAUGGUGGUAAUAGCAAUGAUGAUGGUUCGAUCGAUUAUUUAUUUUUCUCUGUAUAUAAAUAAUUGUACAUACUUGAGUUUUUGUGAAAGUUUGUAUGUAUGUAUGUGUGUGUUGGUGUCUGUGUUUGUAAAAAGUAUACAAUACCAGAUAUUUGAAAAACAUUAUCUGGAUGAAGCUACGUGUUUAACUAGUUAGUUUUGUUUCGUCUAAUUAUUUAUUUGUAAAUUUUUGUUUAUAAAUUCAGUUUUGUCUUUAAAUAAAUAAGGGAAUGUAUUUUUAAACUUUUGUCUGAGGUGAGAUGUGUCUUGUGAGGAAUUGAUAUGUAGAAGAUUUGUUUCUUUCGUUUUUAGAAAUAUUACUAUUAUUUUUAGACCCAAGCAAUUAUUAUUGUGGUUAUUAUAUUGUCAAAAAAUAAAAAACUUUCAAUAAAGUUUAACGUAUAAUUCUUCAAUAUAGUUCAGCUCUACUACAUAUAAUAACAAACAUACAUUAAUAAACAUUUUUAUUGUGAUAGUGUCAUAAACAACACGUAUAUAUAUAUAUAUAUAUAUUAAAAAUGACAUUACGUACUUUUUAUAUAUGUGUGUUUGUACAGGUUGAACAACAAAACGAAAUAAAAACAAACUGAUA